Messenger RNA from Rotaria sp. Silwood2, 1806 nucleotides. The record is from the annotation of a GenBank genome assembly. NCBI's taxonomy places the organism in Eukaryota, Metazoa, Rotifera, Eurotatoria, Philodinida, Philodinidae.
AUGCCUGCUGCAAAUUUUGUCAAAUCUUCUACUCCUUUUAGUGGAGUACCAUCUAUGACUUUACAUAAUACGGCAACGGCUGUUCAAAGUGGUCCGUAUACAAAAGCACAAUUUCAAAGUACAAUGGAAGGUUCUCGAACAAUAAAAAAUAAUAAAGAAAUUGAACAAAUUCUUCGUGAUUAUCCAGCUGCAUUGGAACUUUAUCGAACAGGAAAAUAUAAAGUUAAAGUUAAAUGUGAAGCUGAUGUUGAACGUGUUAUUCUUGUUGAAAAAAAAGUAACAAAAAUUGCAUCAAAUAAUUCAACAAAUAAAAAUCAAGAUAAUAAUCAAACUGUUCCUGAUGUUUCGACUAAUAAUGAACAAAAUAAAGAAAUUGACCAAGAACAAGAUUCACAACAAUUACAUAGUCGUACACAAUCACAAGAACAUGUUCCACCAACAACAUCAACAACAAAUGGUAAUAAUAUUGUUCAUGCAACAAUAUCAUCAACUUGUAUAACAAAUAAUAAUCAACCUAAAGUUGAUCAUCAACGAGCACCAUCAAAUGAACGUGAUGUUUCUGCAAUAUCUAAAAAAAAACAGCCUACUCAUCAACCUAAUUAUUCAGAUGAUAUUCAACAUAAAGCAUUGAAUAACAAACAACAAGGAGAUAAAAUCAAUCGAGACUAUCCGAGACUUAUGAUGCCUUAUGUUUCACAAGCUAAUAAACCUGAAAAUCAAUGGCAACAACUACGAUUUCAACAUCCAUAUCAUAGCAAUCCUGCAUUACAACAACAGCAACAACAACAACAACAACAACAACAACAACAACAACAACAACAACAACAACAACAGCAACGAUCAAAUUCAUAUGCGCCGGUACCAUAUGGAUCACAACAAAAUCCAAGAUUUCAACAACCGUAUUAUUAUCGUCAACGACCAACUACUCCAAUCAACUUUCUUCCACAACAAGCUGCAUUCCCAAUAUUAUCAACACCAGUAAUUCGUAAGCCAAAUCUUCAUUCAAUGAAUUACUAUCCAACAUCAACUCGAUCCAUGAAUAAUAUCGUGGGAAUUCCAUCAGCUAUUCGUACGUUUCAAUCGAAUCAACAACAACAACAACUUCCAUCUCUUCGUCAGAUGUAUCCACCACAAAUACGAUUUCCUAUGAAUCAUCCACGGCCUACUAUGAUAAAUGAUCCAUUGCGUAAUGUCAUUAAUAAUAGCAAUAGUUAUAUCGAACAACAAAAAGGUACAAGAAGUCGAACACAAAGUGUUGAUAUGGGUCCUCGUGGCAAUCUACCAGUUCAUAUGUCUAAUAUUCCACAACAAACUGGUGCUGCAGUUAUUGAACAGUAUCAUCAUCAUCGUCAUCAUCAUCAUCGACCUCAUCCAAUAAAUAAUGUUGAAAAUGGCAAAGAAGAAAAAAAUGUUACAUCUAAAGGACAAACAAAUGCAGUUAUUGUUGAAAAAUUAACCGUUCGUCAACUUAAUGAAACAUUUAAUCGAAUAGAUCCAUCAGGUCGAGUACCAUAUACUUCAAUACCUGGAAUUUUACAACGUUUUGGUAUAAUAUUAUCCGAUAAUGAUAUAAUUUCAGCUGCAAAAGAUCUUGAAUACAAUCUUAACGAACCAAUAUCUGCUCGACGUCUUAUACAUGUUCUGGUCAAAUUAGGUAAAAUAACAAAAUCAACUCAACAUCAUCAACAACAACGUCAACCUGUUUCACCAUCGAUGUUACCUGAGGAUCGUGAAGUUACGGAUAUAAUGACACAACGUAACACAACAAAUAAUCUUAUACAUUCAUCAAAUCAACCUAAUCAAUAA